AUGUCUCCUCCAUCGCCCGGCGGCGCAUCGUCACCGCUUCGCGAUGCUCGCCGUUCACGCUUCACGUACCGUCAGCUUGCCCAGUUGGCGACUUACAGCAUCACGACACCUCUGCGCGUGAUUGCCCACAUUGAUCUCGAUGCAUUCUACGCACAGUGUGAGAUGAUCAGGCUCGGUGUCGCGGAGGAUAAGCCUCUCGCUGUCCAACAGUGGCAAGGCCUUAUUGCAGUCAACUAUCCGGCAAGGAAAUGGGGCAUCGGACGCCAUUGCAACGUCGCAGAAGCUAAGAAGCUGUGCCCGGAUCUAAUUGCGCAGCAUGUCGCCACUUGGAGAGAAGGCGAUGACAAAUGGGCAUAUCGUGAUGAUGCAGCCGCCAAUAUCGCAACGGACAAGGUGUCGCUUGAUCCUUAUCGCUUGCAAUCCAGAAAGAUCCUCGCAACCAUUAAAGAAUCUCUCCCGAGAGACCUGCAAAAGGUAGAAAAGGCAAGCAUCGAUGAGGUCUUCCUAGACCUCUCGGCUCAGAUCCAUGCUGAGCUUUUACGCCGAUUCCCCGAGCUGUCGAGUCCGCCCCCAUCUGGAGAUGUAUCCGAACCUCUCCCUUUCCCAUCUGCUGCGGCCUUGGAGUGGCAGAAUGACAAUCUUAUUGACCUCGAAGAGGACGAAGAAGCCGUCGACCCGGACUGGGACGACGUAGCCAUACUGAUUGGCUCCGAGAUUGUUCGCCGAGUUCGAGCUCAAGUACGGGAAAAGCUGGGAUACACAUGUUCUGCCGGCAUAGCGAACAACAAGCUGGUUAGCAAGCUGGGCUCGGCUUUUAAGAAGCCUAAUGAACAGACGGUAGUGCGCAACCGAGCUGUAAUGCUAUUCUUGACGGAGAUCAAAGUGACCAAGAUGCGAAACCUCGGUGGCAAGCUGGGAGAUCAAGUCGUUUCUACGUUUGGUACAGAGAGUAUCAAGGAGCUGCGUGAUAUCCCAUUGGAGCAAUUCAAAGCAAAACUUGGCGAGGAAACUGCCAUUUGGUUCUACAACACCAUUAGAGGCAUCGAUCACAGCGAGGUCAAUUCUCGAACACAGAUCAAAUCUAUGCUUUCGGCCAAGUCGUUUCGUCCAUUGAUCAAGUCGUCCGAACAGGCAACCAAGUGGCUAAGGAUUUUUGCGGGCGAUAUUUAUUCUCGUUUGGUGGAAGAAGGUAUCCUGGAACACAAGCGAUGGCCACGUACAAUCAAUCUUCAUCAUCGCCACGCUGGGCAAACCCGCAGUAGGGGAUGCCCAAUCCCCACAGGAAAGCCUUUGGAUGAGCAAGCUCUUUUCAUUCUUUGUAAAGAGCUGCUUAACCAAAUUGUUGCCGAGGGCGGCGCCUGGCCCUGCACCAACUUGAGCUUGAGUGUUAGUGGGUUCGAAGAAGGGGUCAAGGGCAACAUGGGGAUUGGUGCUUUUUUCAAAAAGAGGGACGAGACCCCUCCUCCAUUACGGCCUUUGAAUGAUACCGAGUUUGAGAACGUGGCUAUAGAGCAGCCGAGCAAGAAGCCUCGACUGGACAAGCCCAACAUUGAGCGAUUCUUUUCUAAACGAAACGCCGGUAGUCGUCAAGGCUCUCCUUCUGAGACACAACCGCUGGAUAUGGACAAGCAGCAGUCUGAAGUGGCCGAUUCUUUGUGGUUUGAUCAAGAAUGGAAAGAAUCGGGCAUGCUCGAGCCCGAAACUACGACAUCUAGUCACGAGAAUUCAGGGCCAGAGGAUCCAUCAUAUCUGACGGUCCUAGCCUGUCCGAGGUGUAAGGCUAGCUUCGACGACGAGGUGUCCCUACAGAGCCACGAGGACUGGCAUUUCGCCAAAGACAUCCAGGAUAGCGAACGUGUCAAGCCCGCAUUUGCCGAGCAACCAGCCGCUUCCCGCGGCCAUGGGUCGAAAGGCUCUGGCCCUGCUUCAAAGCGUGGGCGCCCAAGAACGAAGCGCGAGCAGGGGCAAAGCAAGCUCAAGUUUGGAUGA
Molecule: messenger RNA, 1989 nt
Organism: Trichoderma atroviride IMI 206040
Lineage: Eukaryota; Fungi; Ascomycota; Sordariomycetes; Hypocreales; Hypocreaceae
Biological process (GO): response to radiation; error-prone translesion synthesis
Cellular component (GO): site of double-strand break; nucleus; replication fork
Molecular function (GO): DNA-directed DNA polymerase activity; damaged DNA binding
Source: RefSeq, a predicted model, not a curated record